Messenger RNA from Cheilinus undulatus (humphead wrasse), 17635 nucleotides. RefSeq names its product SCO-spondin (gene sspo). The coding region runs from base 1 to 17217 and encodes 5738 amino acids. The record is from RefSeq and is a predicted model, not a curated record. The transcript is spliced from 117 exons. Lineage: Eukaryota; Metazoa; Chordata; Actinopteri; Labriformes; Labridae. Gene Ontology annotation, cellular component: extracellular matrix. Gene Ontology annotation, molecular function: protein binding.
AUGGAGACAGUUUUACUGAUUCUGCUUGGACUGCACACUGUGAUGGGAAUGGGACACUGGUGUGAGCAUACUGUGCAGGAGAGAGUGGAGCAAGUCCUGUCCCCUCGUCUGCAGCUUGAAGUGAGCUGCUCUGAGGUCUAUCAGUACAACACUGAUGGCUGGAGGCUGGAUGUGGACAGGAUGCGUGUAAAGCAUGGCGGUGAUGAUGGCAUUGCACUGUACUACAAACAACAAGGGCCCAAAGCUUCCUGUUUCAUGUACAAACCCCCAGAGAUGGAGAGGCAGAUGAUUAACAAGACUGUGCGGGCGUGUUGUGAAGGCUGGGGUGGGCCACGUUGCUCUGAAGGCGUGGGUGUAAGAGGUCAGUGUUACUCCACCUGGAGUUGUGAGGAGUUCCCAGGAGUUCAUAACUCCUCCCUGAUGCCAAUGGAGCAGUGCUGCAGCAGCCUGUGGGGCCUGAGUUGGAAGAACGCCUCAGAUCAGACCUGCUUGUCUUGCACCUACACUCUCCUUCCUGACUCCCAGAUGUCCCCACUGGUGCGUGGCGGUCUGCUGGGCAGCGUCAGGUUGCCUCAAAGCUCGGCCACAUGCAUGUCCUGGGGUGGAGCCCACUACCGCACUUUUGACAGGAAGCACUUCCACUUCCAGGGUACCUGCACUUACCUGCUGGCCUCAUCUACUGAUGGCACCUGGGCCGUCUACAUCAGUACAGUGUGUGAUGGGAGAAGAGGCUGCAGUAAGGCCUUGAGGAUGAUGUUGGGUCUAGAUUUGGUCACCAUUCGUCACAAGAACUUAACACUGAACAACCUGCCUGUCCCAAACGGACAGCCAAUCUUCCAAAAUGGAGUGAGUGUCCAUUGGCUCGGGGACUUUGUGUUUGUGGAGAGCGGCCUGGGAGUGAGAGUGAAGUUUGACCUGACCAACACGAUCUACUUGACAGUGACGGCUGAGCACCAGGCUGCCACCAGGGGGCUCUGUGGAGUCUACAACAAUAAUGCCGAUGAUGACUUCACUACAUUAAGUGGAUCUGUGUCCCAGUACGCCGCCAGCUUUGGAAACUCGUGGAAAGUUCCUGACCAGCAGAAUGAAGGCUGCAGUGAUGCGGCUGAGCUUGGUCACAGCUGUGAUGUCUCCGAAGACCCUGGCCUACGCAGGCAUGCUGAAUCAGUGUGCCACCGACUGCUGGAGGAGCCCUUCACCCACUGUCAUCUCCGGGUGGACCCAGCUUCCUACAUAGACACCUGUCUGUACUUGUACUGCAGCUUGCUGUCUAAAGAGAGAGACGCCGCAGUGUGUGACACCCUGGCCAGUUAUGCCCGAGAGUGUGCCCAGCAACACGUCAUCAUAGUGUGGAGGACAGCCACUCUAUGUGGUCGUGUCUGUCCCAGAGGGCAGGUGUUUUCAGACUGUUUGUCCUCCUGUCCCCCCAGCUGUGCUUCUCCCCAGCAGCAUGCAUCUGCAGCAGCCGUGGAACAGUGCAGAGAGGAGUGUGUGGGGGGCUGUGAGUGUCCCCCAGGUCUCUACCUUCACCAGGGUACGUGUCUUAAAAGAGACGACUGUCCUUGUUUCCAUCGCAGACGCACCUACAAAUCAGGGGACAGGAUACAGCAGAGAUGCAACACCUGUGUGUGCAAAGCAGGCCAAUGGCAGUGUACUGGGGAGAAGUGUGCAGCCCUGUGCAGCUUGAUGGGGGCACUACAGGUGACCACCUUUGACAAAAAGAGGUAUUUACUACAGGGAGGAGACUGUCCGUUCACUGCUGUGGAGGAUUUUGUUGACAGAAAGCUGGUGGUGACAGUGCGCAGUGGGGAGUGUACAGCAGGAGGAGGUGGAGGAGGAGGAGGAGGAGGAGGCCCAGGUUGUCUAAGAGAGAUGUCAGUCACAGCACUCCGCACCACAAUAUCAAUCACAGACACUGGUACAGUGACGUUAAAUGGACAGCGGGAGUCAUUGCCUGUGGUUACGGGGGACCUGGUUGUCCGUAAGGCCUCCUCAUCAUUUCUCCUCAUCCAAACUUUUGGAGCCCAGCUGCUCUGGCACCUUGAUGGACCACUGGUUCUCAUCACCCUGCAACCUGGAUUUGCAAAUAAGGUGCGCGGUCUGUGUGGAACGCUAACCUGGAACCAGCUUGAUGACUUCACCACACCAGAGGGAGAUGUGGAGAACAGUGUUUCAUCCUUCGCAGGCAAAUUCAAAACAGAGCGCUGCACUCUGCCUAAGGGAGCUCCAUCUGAUCCCUGUACCACCUACACCCAAAGGAGGGACUAUGCAGAGACUGUGUGCUCCAUCAUACACAGUUCUGUCUUUCAGGGAUGUCAUGACGUUGUGGAGAGGGAGCCUUAUUAUCGUCUUUGUCUAUCAGAGGUUUGCGGCUGUAAUCCACAGAGGACCUGUCAUUGCAACAUCCUCACUGCUUACGCCCGACACUGUGCUCAGGAGGGCAUCACAGUACACUGGCGCAAUCAGACCUUCUGCCCGGUCCAGUGUUCAGGUGGUCAGGUCUACCAGGAGUGUGGCCGUGCCUGUGGGGGCUCCUGUUCAGAUGUUUGGAGCUGUGAUGACAGCAGGGGUGAAGUGGGUCUGAGGACGUGUAUUCCAGGUUGCCAGUGCCCUUCAGGACUGGUGCAGGACCACCAGGGACAGUGUGUGCCCAUCAGAAUGUGCCCCUGUGUGCAAGGGGACAAGACAUACCAGUCUGGUGCCGAAAUCAAGAACAACUGUAACACCUGUGUGUGUGAACAGGGACAGUUUAACUGCACUAAGGAGCGCUGUGAAGAGUUCAACAGGUGUCCAGGCUCUCUGGUUUACUCCCCACGCUCCUGCCUCCUUACCUGCUCCAGCCUGGACCCUCCAGGCCAACAGCAGGGGUCCAGUGUUUCACAGUCCAGCUGCAGAGAGCCCCUGUCUGGCUGUGUCUGUCCCCAGGGAACUGUGCUUCUAGGUGACAACUGUGUUUUGCCUGAUGAAUGUCCAUGCCACCAUAAUGGCCGUCUGUACUACACCAACGACACCAUCACUAAGGACUGCAACACAUGCGUGUGUAAGGAGCGCCGCUGGCACUGCAGCCAGUCUCCCUGUGCUGGUGUGUGUUUGGCAACUGGUGACCCACACUAUGUGACAUUUGAUGGACGCUGCUAUUCUUUCCUGGGAGACUGCCAGUACGUACUGUCAAGGGAGACAAAUGGUUUGUUCAGUGUCACAGCAGAAAAUGUCCCCUGUGGGAGCACUGGGGUCACCUGCACAAAGUCAGUCACCCUCAGCCUGGGAAAUACAGUCAUCCACCUGCUUAGAGGUAAAGCUGUCACAGUAAAUGGGAUGCCGGUUAGUCUACCAAAGUCUUACAGUGGCAGUGGUCUGACACUGGAGAGAGUUGGACUGUUUGUCUCCUUAUCAUCCCGACUGGGGGUCACUCUUCUGUGGGAUGGAGGUAUGCGUGUGUACGUGCGUCUGGCUGCCCACCUGCGGGGUCGGGUCGGGGGCCUGUGCGGUAACUUUGAUGGGGACACAGAGAAUGAUUUCACCACACGUCAGGGCAUCGUGGAGUCUACACCAGAGCUGUUUGGCAACUCCUGGAAGGUCAGCCCUGCCUGCCCUGACGUGGCAAACCAGGAUCUACGGGACCCUUGUGCACUGAACCCACACAGAGUCACCUGGGCCAGGAAAAAGUGUGCUGUUCUAACUCAGGAGCUCUUCUCAAGGUGCCACUCUGAGGUGCCUUUCCAGCAGUACUACGACUGGUGUGUCUUUGAUGCUUGUGGCUGUGACUCAGGUGGAGACUGUGAGUGUCUCUGUACAGCCAUCGCUGCCUACGCUGAGGAGUGCAACCGGCGAGGGGUCUACAUCCGCUGGAGGUCCCAGGAGCUCUGUCCUAUGCAGUGUGAGAAUGGGCUGGUCUAUGAUCCCUGCGGUCCAGCUUGCUCCCCCUUAUGUCCAAGUGUUCAGAAAAGUCCGCAUUCCCAGUGUGGAGCUCUCUCUUGUGUGGAGGGCUGCUUCUGCCCAGCUGGCAUGGUCCGACAUGGUGACAGUUGUGUUGUCCCCACUGAGUGUCCAUGUGAGUGGGAUAGCUCCAUGUUUCCUGCUGGAUCAGUCAUCACUCAGCAUUGCCAGAACUGUUCCUGUGAAGAUGGUUUGUGGCAGUGUCAGGGUGUGGCCUGCCCUCCUCCCUCCCCGUUCUGUCAGGAAUCCGAGUUCACCUGUGCUGGAGGGCGCUGCAUCCCCUCUCAGUGGGUGUGUGACAAUGAAGAUGACUGUGGUGAUGGAUCAGAUGAAGUCUGCCCGUCCACCUGCUCUCCAGAUCAGUUCCGCUGCAGCAGCAUGCCAAGUGGCCCAUGUUUGAACCUGGCUCUGCGUUGUGACGGCCACCCAGACUGUGCUGACCAAUCAGAUGAGGAGUUCUGUGGACCUGUCACCCCUGUGCCACUGUGCCCACCAGGGGAGUUUCAGUGUGCGAGUGGGAAGUGCCUGCCAUCCAGCCGUGUGUGUGACGGACGGCUCGACUGUGGUUUCGCUGAUGGUUCUGAUGAGCAAAACUGUGGUGUGGUGUGUGAUGAAGGAGAAUUCAUGUGUGCUGGAGGACGGUGCAUUCUGUAUCUCCAUCGCUGUGAUGGACACGAUGACUGUGGGGACCUGAGUGAUGAGAGGGGGUGUUUAUGUUCAAAAGGAGAGUUUCAGUGCCCUGGGGGUCAGUGUGUUCCUGCAGAUAAAGUGUGUGAUGGACACAGAGACUGCAUCUCUGGAACUGAUGAGGCUGUCUGUCCAAGUAAAGUCACCUGUGCUCCUGACCAGCUUGCCUGCAGUGACGGUACAUGUGUUGAUAACACAAAGCUGUGUGAUGGAAAAAGGGACUGUCGAAGUGGAGAGGAUGAGAACACAACCAACUGCUACACUGUUGUUUUUACACCAUCAACCUCAGCGGUUACUCCGACUCCACCCACUUCAGUUUGUAGGUCCUACGAGUUCAGCUGUGCCACUGGAGGGCAGUGUGUGCCUCAGGCCUGGCGUUGUGAUGGGGAAACAGAUUGCUUGGAUGGUAGCGAUGAGCAGGAGUGUAGAGCCCCUUGUGGCCCUGGCCAAGUACCGUGCCAAAGUGGGGACCAGUGUGUGGACUACCAGCAGCUCUGUGAUGGGAUUCCACAGUGCAGGGAUGCAUCAGACGAGAGUGUAGACAACUGUGGCUCUAUUCGGAUCCCUCCAUGUCCGGGCAGCUUUUCAUGUGACAACCGGACCUGUGUGAACAUGACACAAGUGUGCAAUGGCGUCCCAGACUGUCCACGAGGCGACGAUGAGUUGGUGUGUGACAAAACAGUAUCACCAGUGCCCCCUGGUAGAAGGAACACCACUGUCACCUGCCCUGAAUUUACCUGCAUGGAUGGAUCUUGUGUUCCUUUCAACAUGGUGUGUAAUGGUGUAGCAGACUGCCCAGACUCCUCAUUUACUCCGCUAGGAGUCCCUGCUGAUGAGCAGGGCUGUAGGACCUGGAGCUCCUGGGGUCCAUGGAGCCCCUGCAGCACCUCCUGUGGGACUGGGUCCAUGAGCAGACACCGAACCUGCCCCAAAGGCGACCCACUUCGCCACUGUCACGGACAGGACCACCAGAGGCAGCAAUGCUUUAACACCACCUGCCCUGUUGAUGGUCAGUGGAUGCCUUGGGUUACCUGGUCUAACUGUUCCAGUGGUUGUGGUGGAGUACAAGUCAGACACAGAGGCUGCAUCGCUCCUCGCUAUGGAGGCCGUGGCUGUUCCCAGCUCCCUGGAUCAUCCAACCUAACUAUGGAAAUUAAGCCGUGUCCUGAUUCUGGAUGUGCCAACACUAGCUGUCCUUCAGGGCUGGUGAGAUACAGCUGUGCUCCCUGUCCUGUUUCCUGUGCUCACAUCAGCAGUGGGACGACCUGUAAUUCAACAGCACCCUGCUCCUCAGGUUGUUGGUGCGCUGAGGGUCGCGUGAUGAACCACCUGCAGCAGUGUGUGUUACCAGAGGAGUGUGUCUGUGAGGUGGCAGGUGUGCGAUACUGGCCGGGUCAGCAGAUGAAGGUGGACUGUGAGAUUUGUGUUUGUGAGAGAGGAAGGCCUCAGAGAUGUCAGCCUAACCCAGACUGUUCAGUAAAUUGUGGCUGGUCAUCCUGGACUGAGUGGGGAGAGUGUUUGGGGCCCUGUGGUGUUCAGAGUGUCCAGUGGUCUUUCCGCAGCCCAAACAACCCCGUCCAGCAUGGAGAUGGGAGAGCAUGCAGAGGAAUUUACAGGAAAGCCCGCAGGUGCCAGACUGACCCCUGUGAUGAGUGUGAGUACCAGGGUCAGUCCCACGCUGUGGGAGACAGAUGGAGUUCAGACCAGUGCCUUUUAUGUCACUGCGGGCCAAACCUUACAGUGCAGUGUUCUCCAUACUGUCCAUAUGCUGUCAGUGGAUGCCCACAGGGCCAAGUUUUGGUGCCUGGAGAAGGAGACAGAUGCUGUUACUGUGAAGAAAAUGACACCAUUGUUGUGACAAUCAGCCCUGAUACUGUGACCUCCACACCAGCAGGGGUCACUACACCUCUCGUUCCCACUUAUCCACUUCCUCCUGGAGAUGAGUGUUGGUCUCCUCUGGGUGUUCAGUCUCUCCCAGCUUCCAGUUUUAGUGCCUCCUCACAGCAGGCAGGUCACCCUCCUGAGGCGGGGCGCCUUCACAGUUGGGACCAACACAGUGACCUCCAGGGCUGGAGUCCAGAACCUGAAGAGUAUAAGGACCUUCCACAGCGGAGCCCAGAAGGACAUGCUGGCAAAUCACAGAGCCCCUACCUGCAGAUAGACCUGCUACAGCCAUACAACAUCACUGGUGUGCUUACCCAGGGUGGAGGGGUGUUUGGCACGUUUGUGACCAGUUUUUACCUCCAGUUCAGCAGCGAUGGCAGACAGUGGUACACCUACAAAGAGCUGGUGACUGAUGCCCGACCGAGAGCAAAGGUUUUUAAUGGUAACCACGAUGAUCGAGGUGUGGCAGAAAUCCGACUGGACAGGAUGGUGUCGGCUCAGUUCGUCCGUCUCCUGCCACAUGACUUCCAGAACGGCAUCUACCUUCGACUUGAGAUCAUGGGCUGUGGGGAUGUCUCCCCAGUCGGUGGCUGCAGAGAGAAAGAGUUCCAAUGCAGAAAUGGUCGCUGUGUGCCAGCAGGUCCACUUGGCGUGGUCUGUAAUGGCGUCAAUGACUGUGGGGAUGGAUCAGAUGAGAUGCAUUGUGGCACUCAACCUUCCCCUACAACCACCAGUCCUCGCAGCUGCCCUGCUGGUCAGUUCUCCUGUCCUCCACCAGGGGGCUGCAUUGAGAAAGGCAAGCGCUGUGAUGGGAUACCCCAUUGUCCCAAAGGAGAGGAUGAAGCAGGCUGCUAUCACCAUGACAAUUUCACUACUCAGUCAGACAGACCAUACACUUCCACCCCUGCACCUCUCAGGACUCCAUCCAUGGCUGCCAUCACUCAUCCUGCAGUUUCACCCACGGAUGGUGGCCCAGGAUAUCGUGGAAUCUGCUCAUCUCCCCUUGGACUGGAGGAUGGGAGGAUACGAUAUGGACAGCUUACCUCGUCCUCAUAUCGGGAGAACAACCCUGCCGACGCUGGUCGACUGAACAUCGUCCCUAAUGUUCAGAUCAUGGAGCCAGGAUGGAGCCCUUUACCCACAGACCCUCAGCCAUUUUUUCAAGUGGACUUCCUGGAGCCCACAUGGGUAUCAGGGGUGGUGACACAAGGCAGUGAACGAAUGUGGGGUUACAUCACAAAAUACCACCUCUCCUUCGCCCUGCACAAAGGCCACUUCACGGACUACAGUGAGGACGGAAAGCCACAUGGUCCUGCUAAGGUAUUUGAGGUGCGAAUGGUCGGCAGGACCCCCGUGACUCGCUGGCUUGGUCAUCUGGUCAGAGCUCGCUACCUGCGUAUCAUCCCUGUGGAGUUUAGACACACUUUCUACCUGCGUGCAGAGAUCCUCGGCUGCAGAGGAGAUGAGCUGGUGACACCCAGCACUGUGACAAAGUCGCCCUCUGGUGGUGAUGGAGUAACUGUGCAUCGCUGUAAGCCUGGUCAGUUUGCAUGUCAGCACAGUGAAGACUGCGUGUCUGUCUCUGUGCUGUGUGAUGGUCGACCAGACUGCAAAGACCACUCUGAUGAGAUCAGCUGUGGUACGGCUCCGACCAGAGGCUCUCCAGGGCUGAACAACCAGACCAGCUCUACAGGGAGGCCAGGUUUCCAUGCUGACAGUACGACAGGCCCCCCAGGUCUUUAUACUACCAGGUCCCCAGGUGGGCGUCCUGGUGUGGCUAGCGAGGGGGCCACAGGGGAACCUGGAUUCCAGAGGACUUCCACCUCAAGUGAAGGGGUCACCACAGGUCAACCAGGACUGCAUCUCACCACAAGCCCCACUUCUGGAAGACCUGGGCUGCAAACCACAAAAUCCCCAUGGAUUGAAUCCACCACCCAUGAUGGUGGACUACCCAGAGUGCUUUGUGUAGAGGGCCAGUUUGCAUGUCGGUCAUUUGGCUGUGUGGACUCGGCACAGGUGUGUGACGGCAGAAAGGACUGUUUGGACGGGUCAGAUGAAGAUCGCUGUGGCACCACAGCCAGACCAGCCGUCACUCCCCUGAGCCCACCACUGCCCAGCCCCUGCUCUGUGAAGCAGUUUUCCUGUGUCAGUGGGGAGUGUAUUCACCUGGACCGCAGGUGUGACCUGCAGAAGGACUGUGUGGAUGGAUCAGAUGAAAAGGACUGUGUGGACUGCAUUAUGUCUCCUUGGACGGCUUGGAGUGCGUGCAGCGUAUCUUGUGGUCUAGGCUCCUUAUUUCGACAGAGGGACAUUCUGAGGGAGGCUCUGCCGGGCGGGUCCUGUGGUGGAGCUCAGUUUGAUAGUCGGGCCUGUUUCCCCAGAGCAUGUCCAGUGAAUGGCCACUGGUCAGAGUGGACAGAGUGGUCCAAGUGUGACGCUCAGUGUGGAGGAGGUGUCCGGCAGAGGAACAGAACCUGCUCUGCACCUCCUCCAAAGAAUGGAGGACAGGACUGUGAGGGCAUGAGCCUGCAGAGUCAGAGCUGCAACAGCCAGCCCUGCACCAAGGACACGGGCACACAGACGGGCUGCGUGAACAACAUGGUUCUAGUGACUGAAGCAGACUGCCAGGCUGGGAGGAUUGAGCCCUGUCCUCCUACCUGCUCACAUCUCAGCUCAACCAGCAACUGCACUGAGGCGUGUGUACUGGGGUGUCGCUGUCCUGAUGGUUUGUUUCUUCAGGGUGGGCGAUGUGUCAAUGCCAGCCGAUGUGUCUGUGUGUGGAACGGUCAAACGUUGCAGCCAGGACAGAUGAUCAUCAAAGACCGCUGUACCACCUGUGUGUGCCAAGAUGGAAAAGUUACCUGUGACUCGUUCAGAUGUGUGGCAGUGUGUAAUUGGUCAGCCUGGUCGUCAUGGUCACCGUGUGAUGUAACCUGUGGUGUGGGGCUACAGCAGCGCUACAGGUCUCUGGUGAACCCACCUGGAGCAACCAGAGUCCAGCCUUGUCCAGGGGACACCUCAGAGGCCCGUCGUUGCUCCAGCCCAUGCCUUCCUGUUCAACCAGAUGGAGUCUGGAGUAAAUGGACUGGCUGGUCAGAGUGCAGUAAAACAUGUUUUAAUCAUGUUGACGAUGUUGGAAUCAGACGACGAUUUCGCAGCUGCAACCACACGAUGACAUCCUUCAACCACACACACGCAGACUCUGCCUGUGGUGGAGAAAGCGAGGAGCAGGAGCCUUGUAACACGGUGCACUGUCCAGUGCACGGCAGCUGGUCAGAAUGGUCAUCGUGGUCUCAGUGUUCAUCAGAGUGUGAUUCUGGCGUCCAAACAAGAGAGCGAUUCUGCAAUUCACCCCCACCUCAGCAUGGAGGCAACAGCUGCUCUGGACCACACAUACAGACAGGAGACUGCAAUGCCCACCCCUGCUCAGGUGUUUGUCCAGAGGGCAUGGUGUACAUGACAGCAGCAGACUGUGAGGCUCACGGCGGAGCGUGUCCUCGCGUGUGUUUGGACAUGACCUCCACAGAGGUUCAGUGUGCCACCUCCUGUUAUGACGGCUGCUACUGUGCCCUGGGCUUUUACCUGCUCAACAGCAGCUGUGUGCCCUUGGCGCAGUGCCCGUGUUACCACCAGGGGGAGAUGUAUGCUGCUGGCGCCUCCCUGCCUGUUGAUUCCUGCAAUAACUGUACCUGCGUCAAUGGAGAAAUGGAUUGUGGGACAGCCCCCUGCCCUGUGGACUGUGGCUGGAGCAGUUGGACCCAGUGGAGCGCUUGCAGUCGAACAUGUGAUGUCGGCGUGAGAAGGCGGUAUCGCUCAGGAACAAAUCCUCCUCCGGCUUUUGGGGGUCAGCCCUGCAAAGGCGACAGAGUUGGGAUCGAUACCUGCAGCAUUGAACCCUGCUUUGGCGUGAAGGAGCCAUGGAGCGCAUGGUCAGCGUGCUCAGUGACAUGUGGGGGAGGAUACAGGACUCGAACCCGUGGGCCCAUCAGAGUCCAUGGGACUGCUCAGCAGUUCAGUGCCUGCAACCUGCAGCCCUGUGGAGAUGGCAGAGUGUGUCCUCCAGGCCAGAAGUGGAAGCAGUGUGUUCAGGGAGCGGUGUCCUGCACAGAUCUGACUAUGGACAUAAGCAGGAACUGCACACCUGGCUGCCAGUGUCCACAGGGGACAGUGCAACAGGAUGGUGCAUGCGUGUGGGAGUCUGACUGUCGCUGUGAUGUUGGUGGAGAGUCGUACAAACCAGGAGACACCGUCCCUGUUGACUGCAACAGCUGUACAUGUGAAGGAGGGAGGCUGGUCAACUGUUCUCAAGUCAGCUGCAAUGUUGAUGGCCACUGGUCUGCAUGGACUCCGUGGGGUCAGUGUUCGGUAUCCUGUGGAGCAGGUCUCCAGUCUCGAUACCGGUUUUGUUCCAGCCCUCAGCACUCAGGCAGCGGUCUUCCAUGUCUGGGUCCUCACAGAGAAGAUCAAGUCUGCAUUAACCCUCCAUGUGACCGGGACGGUGGCUGGGGUCAGUGGACUAACUGGACCGAGUGUACAAAGUCUUGUGGAGGGGGUGUUCAAAGCCGGAGGAGAGAGUGUGACAGUCCCAGUCCUGAUGGGGACGGGAAUUACUGUGAAGGUCUGGGAAGUGAAGUCAAAGCCUGCAACACGGUCCACUGCCCAGUGGCUCCAUGCUCACAGGUUCCUGGCACAGUGUUCAGUAGCUGCGGCCCCUCCUGCCCUCGCUCCUGUGAGGACCUGACUCACUGUGAGUGGCAGUGUGAGCCAGGGUGCUACUGUACAGAGGGAAAGGUCCUGUCUGCUAAUGGGACGGUGUGCGUGGAGAGAGAGGACUGUCCCUGCCUGGACCUCAGUACUGGACUCACACUUGAACCGGGGGAGACCACUACAGCCCCUGAUGGAUGUAACAACUGCACUUGUGAGGGAGGGAGGCUUAACUGCACCAGGAGCCCCUGUCCAGUGUCUGGUGGCUGGUGUGAGUGGUCAGAGUGGACUCCGUGCUCCAGGACAUGUGGGGCCGAGUCCGUAUCUCGCUACAGAAGCUGCGGCUGUCCAGAGCCAAAGGCUGGAGGAGCUGCCUGCUCUGGAGAACAAGAGAUACACAAUGGGAUUGGAGUUCAAAUCCAGAGACAGCCCUGUCCUGUCAUCACCUUCUGUCCAGUCCAUGGAUCAUGGAGUCCCUGGUCAUCGUGGUCCGAGUGUGAUGGGUGUGCCGGAUCGUCCUCUCGCACCAGGCAGUGUAACAGUCCCCCGGCCAGGUUUGGUGGUCUGCCCUGUCUAGGAGAGAGUAGGCAGAGGCGGGGAUGCCAUGACAAUGUGACUGUUUGUGCAGACUGCGGCGGUGGUCAGGAAGAUUGGCCUUGUGGGAAGCCCUGUCCUCGCUCCUGCUCAGAUCUCCAUGGUGACACUGAGUGCUUGGACUCCCCUGGGUGCCAGAAGACCUGCGGUUGUCCGGGUGACACGGUUCUGCAGGAUGGAGUGUGUGUGCCGAGGGAAGAGUGUCGCUGCAAAUACCACAAUACCUCUGCUACUGAAAUGACAUUCAGCGGGCUGGACUCCACUAAUGCAUCAUGGGUAUGGCCUGGUGGAUCUGACUGGCAGUUUGCAUAUCCAGGAGAUACAAUCAUCAGUGACUGCAAAAACUGCUCCUGCGAGGCGGGGGUUCUCCAGUGUCAGUCAGUCCCUGGUUGUCAUGUUGAUGGCGGCUGGAGCCAGUGGGGGGCCUGGUCUGAGUGCUCACUCCCAUGUGGAGGAGGAGUGAAGUUCAGGAGACGCCACUGUAAUAACCCGUCUCCUCAGAGUGGUGGGAGGGGCUGUUUGGGAGUCGCUGAGCAGCAGAAAGACUGCAACAUACACCUGUGCACAGAAUCAGUAGGUCCAUGGCUCCCCUGGUCUAAGUGGUCCAUGUGUUCAGUCAGCUGUGGAGGAGGACAGCAGUCACGCUUUCGUCUCUGCAGCUCUCAACCCUGCAGCGGCCUGAGCCGCCAGAGCAAGACGUGCAACACCCAGGUCUGCCUCGAAGUGGGCUGCCCUCCUGGCAGGUUGUAUAGGGAGUGUGAGCGAGGUGAAGGCUGUCCAUUCAGCUGCGCUCAGGUCAGCGGCAGGGAGGGAUGUUACUCUGAUGGCUGUGAGGAAGGCUGUCACUGCCCACCAAACACCUACCAGCACCACGGAGCCUGCCUGCAGGAGUGUCCGUGUUUGGUGGACAGAGAGUUUCUGUCAUCUCUGCAGAGUGUUUCUGUCACACCAGUCUCAUCUCUGCUCCUCCAUAACAUCUCUGAGGGAGCAGAGCUUCAACCUGGAGACACAGUGGCUCAUGACUGCAGCACCUGCACCUGUGAGCAUGGCAGGUGGAACUGCUCUUUAGAGUACUGUCCAGUGGAUGGGGGUUUGUCACCAUGGGGCUCCUGGAGCUCCUGCUCCCUGUCUUGUGGAGGUUUAGGACUGAAAACUCGCUCCAGGGGCUGCACACAGCCCGCACCAGCCCACGGAGGGAGAGACUGCAAGGGGCCACGCCAGGAAACCACCUAUUGCCAGGCCCCAGACUGCCCAGUGAUUGUUGGCCCUACAGAAGAACCGACUUUACCAGAUGAAGAUGCUGGGUUCUCCCCCUGGUCUUUAUGGAGUCCCUGCUCUAAGACAUGCACCGAUGCUCUGAACCCGGCCAUGAAAUCCCGCCAUAGACAGUGUGUGAAACCUCCCUGCUCUGGAAGCUCUCAUCAAGAGAAGGCCUGUAACCUACCCCAGUGUCCAGAUGGAGGGGAGGUGUGCGUCGGAGCCGACUGUGCACAGAGGAACUGUACUUGGACUGAAUGGGGGGAGUGGACUUCCUGUUCACGGUCCUGUGGAGUGGGUCAGCAGCAGAGGAUCCGAACCUUCCUCAGCCCAGGGACUAACGGCUCCUGGUGUGAAGACAUCCUGGGAGGAAACCUGGAGCAUCGAUUCUGUAACAUCAGACCCUGCAGAGUGGAUGGGGGCUGGUCCCGCUGGAGUCCCUGGUCCCGCUGUGAUAAGCGCUGUGGUGGUGGGCGCUCCAUACGCACCCGCUCCUGCUCCAGCCCUCCACCCAAAAAUGGUGGCAAGAAGUGUGAAGGAGAGAAGAACCAGGUCAAACCAUGCAACACCAAACCCUGCGAUGAGAAAGGAUGCCCACCGGGCCAGGAGUUCGUCUUGUGUGCCAACCAGUGUCCACAGCGCUGUGCAGACCUCCAGCAGGGAAUCGAGUGCCAGAGCAACAACGAAUGUCAGCCCGGCUGUCGCUGCCCUAAAGGCCAGUUACAGCAGGACGGGACGUGUGUUCAGCUGUGGCAGUGCGACUGUGUGGACUCACUGGGACAGAUCUGGGCGGCUGGCAGCUGGCAUCAGGUGGACUGUAACAACUGUAGCUGCUCUGAUGGACAGCUGCUCUGCACCAAUCACAGCUGCCAGCCAUCGUGCGCUUGGAGCUCUUGGUCCAGCUGGGCAUCCUGCAGUGUUUCCUGUGGGCAGGGCCAAAGAACCAGAUACAGGUCUCUGAUCCCAGAGAGUGAAGGAGCAGAUUGUCAGUUUGAGGAAGUCCAGCAUAAAACCUGCAACCCAGGACCUUGCCCACCUCUCUGUCUGCAUGGCAACCGGGAGCUGCAUGUGGGUGAUACCUGGCUGCAGGGCGAGUGUAAACAAUGUACAUGCACACCAGAGGGAGAUUACUGCCAAGACAUUGACUGCAGAGUGGAUGGUGGUUGGACCCCCUGGUCAGUGUGGUCUGACUGCUCAGUGACAUGUGGUCAGGGAACACAGGUUCGAACCCACGCCUGCAUCAAUCCUCCUCCACGUAAUAAUGGCUCACAAUGCAGCGGUCCAGAGAGAGAAACACAGGACUGCCACACUCCUCCAUGUCUAGAUGACCUCUGCCCCUGGUCGCCAUGGUCUCUGUGUUCACAGAGCUGCGGUGCUGGGUCUGUGUCACGGCGUAGGGUGUGUUUGUGUGAGGAAGGUGGAGAUGCAGCCUGUCCAGCUGAAAUUGAAGCUGAGAGGAACAGAGAGGAGACCCAGUUGUGCUACAAACAGCCCUGUCCAGGCUGUCCCAUGUCUCAGUGGAGUGUUUGGUCAAAGUGUUCCUGUGAGUCUCAGAAGCAACAACGAUACCGCGUGGCGCUCUCUCCAGCCACCAGGGGGCAACAGUGCACUCCUGUUGAAACACAGAGCAGGACAUGCAGACUGAGCCAAUGUGAUGACUGUAAAGUCCCGUUCGUGUACUCAGCAUGUGGUGUUCCCUGUGAGAAACAGUGUUCUCUGCAGGGCCAUAAGGAUCAGUGUUUAGGUGUCAGGGAGUGUACACCUGGCUGCUACUGUCCACAGGGUCUGCUGCAGCAGAACGGUACUUGUGUUCCUCCAGAGCAAUGUGGCUGCAUCCACCUGCAGGACCAAGCAUCGGGACAGCCCCCCACACCUGUAACCAUCCCUCAAGGAGGCACAGUCACCAUAGGCUGCAGUACUUGCCUUUGCCAUGAUGGAACUUUGCAGUGUGACAUGAGAGAGUGUGAAGUCAUCCUCAGUGAGUGGUCACAGUGGACUCCAUGUUCUCCCUGUGUCCCAUCAUCCUCUCUGCUGCAAAGCAACUUCCAAGAUGGACUCAUCAGCGGCAGUAGAAUGCUCUCUAUCCAGAGGCGUUUCCGGGCUUGUUUGGACCUAGACUCUGGUUUACCAGUCUCUAAAGAGGAGGAGAGCCAAUGUCAGGGACCGCUUGUGGAGGAGAGGCUCUGUCCAGAUGUGAGCAUCUGCAGAGAUCUGUGUCAGUGGAGUGUGUGGAGCGCCUGGACAGCCUGUGCAGAGCCGUGCAGCGGUGGAGUCAGACAGCGCUACAGAUGGCCCCAGGCCUCUCCUCCAGGACCGAAGUGUAGGAGUCAACAGACACAGAGCCAGAGCUGUAACACAGGACUCUGCCCAGGUGAGCGCUGUGAGGACAGGGGGCGGACCUACCAGGAGAGUUGUGCCAAUCAAUGUCCCCGCAGCUGUGCUGACUUAUGGGAGCAUGUGCAGUGUCUCCAAGGAGCCUGUCACCCAGGUUGUCGGUGUCCAGAGGGACAGUUGUUGCAGGACGGCCACUGUGUGCCGGUGACUAAAUGUCGCUGUGGAAUCCCAUCAGGCAAUGGGACACUAGAGUUUAACCCUACAGAAGAACUUGCUGUGGACUGCAACACUUGUGUCUGUGAGAAUGGGACUCUUGUGUGCACCAAACUUCCCUGUCCCGUUUAUGAGCCCUGGAGCCAGUGGAGCUCCUGCUCAGCUACCUGUGGACGCGGACAGAGGACGAGGACACGGCUCUGCCAGGACGUAGAGGGUGGCCCUUCCUGUACUGACACCAUGCAGACAGAGAGCUGUGAAGUGGUGCCAACAUGUCCAGUGGGAUGUUUCGUGAGCGAGUGGUCUCCCUGGAGUGAAUGCAGCGCCACGUGUGGUGGUGGUUUGUCAGUGCGGAACAAGACAGUCCUCAGAGAGGCUGAACCCGGUGGUGCAGCUUGUGUUGGACCACUUGAACAGCACACUGUCUGCAACACUAACAGCUGCCUGCCUGAGUGCUCCAGAGGACAAGUGUACAGUAACUGUUCAGGCUCCUGUCCAUUCAUCUGUGAGGACCUGUGGCCCCACACCCAGUGUCUUCCUGGACCCUGCACUCCUGGAUGCACCUGCCCUCCAGGACAGGUGUUACAUGAAGGCUUCUGUGUGUCCCACACUGACUGCCCUUGUUCACCCCUGUCCCUGCCGGCUGGUUUUCAAAGCUGGAACAUCAGUGAGGAUGGGGACACUGAAGCUCUGCUGCCACCUGGAACUGCCAUUCAACACCUCUGCAACACAUGCCUCUGCAGAGGAGGAGCGUUCAACUGUACCUCUGAUCUCUGUGACGUGGACUGUGAGUGGUCCAGCUGGUCGCCCUGGACUCCAUGCUCUGUAAGCUGUGGCACAGGCCAACAGCGCUCCACCAGAGUUAUCCUGCAGCCCAACCUGUAUGAAGGGGCCCCUUGUGAGGGCCCUGACCACCGCACUACUACCUGCACAGCCCUUGACUGCGCAUGUCCUGCUGGCGAGCAGUGGAGGAGGAGUGCAUCCCUGCUGUGCGAGAGGAGCUGUGAGGACAUUUACUCUCCUCCUGUCAACUGUACCCACUCCGGCGAAGGCUGCGUGUGUCAGGACGGGCUUUAUCGAAACACAGAGGGAGUGUGUGUCAUUCCAGCUCUCUGCCCCUGCCAUGACCAGGGCGUCCUGCGAGAGGCGGGAUCAGAGUGGGACGAGGGCUGUCAGACAUGCCGCUGUCUGAACGGGAAAAAACUGUGCCAGUUAAGAUGUCCGCCGCUCCACUGUGAUGAGGGGGAGGUCAAAGUGGAGGAGCCUGGCAGCUGCUGUCCAAUCUGUAGAAAGCAGUUUCCAGGUGAGCCUGUCCCUGAAUGCCGUCGCUACGUGCAGGUCAGGAACAUCACCAAGGGAGACUGUCGACUUGACAACGUGGAGGUCAGCUUCUGCAGGGGACGCUGUCUGUCUAGGACGGAUGUCAUCCUGGAGGAGCCCUACCUCCAGUCAGUGUGUGAGUGUUGUAGUUACCGUUUGGACCCUGACAACCCGGUCCGUUUCCUCAGCCUGCGGUGUGAGAGUGGAGAGAGUGAGCCGGUCGUCCUGCCUGUCAUACACAGCUGCGAGUGCACCAGCUGCCAAGGAGGUGACCUGUCCAGACGCUGAGCGAGUGUGUUGAGUGGGUCUGUGAACUGACUGCGUGUGUGAAUGUGUGUGAGAGCAGGAUGAGCAAGAACGCGGAGCCGAGCGAGAGCUCACCAGUGAAGCCAGCCGGGUGACGGAUGGAGAGUUUUUGGGUGGACAGACCAACGAAUGGACAGAUGAGAGGAAAACUAAAGUCUUGUAAAUGUUCAUGUUGUGCUUUAGUCUUGAGUCAUGAAAUGACUGGACGCUAGUGCUUUUAAGUUCCUGCUCUGAACAGUUGUUUAUUCUUCAGCCUGUACAGUCUUUUUCUUUUGUAUAUUUAUAGUAAAGGACCUAUGACACAAUCUCUGAGUAUUAUCUAUUUACAUCAAAAAUGUUUACUUUGUGUGUUUAAAGGUAAUGUGUAUGUAUCAACUGUCUUUUUAAAAAGUAAAUUAGG